Messenger RNA from Meriones unguiculatus (Mongolian gerbil), 4169 nucleotides. RefSeq names its product zinc finger protein 12 (gene Znf12). The coding region runs from base 285 to 2327 and encodes 680 amino acids. NCBI's taxonomy places the organism in Eukaryota, Metazoa, Chordata, Mammalia, Rodentia, Muridae. The transcript is spliced from 5 exons. Gene Ontology annotation, cellular component: nucleus. Gene Ontology annotation, biological process: regulation of transcription by RNA polymerase II. Gene Ontology annotation, molecular function: DNA-binding transcription activator activity, RNA polymerase II-specific; RNA polymerase II cis-regulatory region sequence-specific DNA binding. The record is from RefSeq and is a predicted model, not a curated record.
CCUGCGUGUGUGCUCGCGCAGGCGCACGGCAGCUGCGCCGCCUUUGCUUCCUGCGGUCUGUACCUCCGCCCUCGCACCCGCAGCUUUGGCUUGUGCGAGCCGGAGCCGCGGAGCCCGCUGGGACCGAGGCCGGUGCGUUCGGGUCGGCAGAGGGCGGCCGCGGCUUUGCAGGCCCGGGAGGCCGAGGGCCGAGCUGACCGGGCCGGCGAGACCCGGGCCCGGCGCGGCCUCCUAGACCCGACUCCUUUAGUCCUCCUGCCGACCUUUUUCUGGAGCAUCGGAAGAUGAGUACAUCCUUGGGCCCCCUGUCAUUCCAGGAUGUGGCUGUGGACUUCACGCAGGAGGAGUGGCAGCAGCUGGCUUCUGAGGAGAAGACGACGUACAGGGAUGUGAUGCUGGAGAACUAUAGCAACCUUGUCUCCGUGGGGUACCGCAUUAUCAAACCAGAUGUUAUCAUCAAGUUGGAACAAGGAGAAGAGCCAUGGAUAGUGGAAGGCGCGUUCUCACCUCAGAGCUAUCCAGAUGAAAUCUGGGAAGUAGCCGACCCGAUGGAGGAAGUGCAGGGAGAUGAGGAGCCGGGGUCUGCUGCGCCCGACUACAAUCGCCCGGCUGAGAAGAUGGCCGAUGUCUCCGGGAAAGCCUCGGGUGUGGGCGCGAAGCCUGCUCCUCCGGCGAGAGUUAUACCUAAAUGUGACUCGUGUGAAAAGAGCAUGGUCUGCAUCUCCGACUUCAUCAGUAGCGAUGGCAGCUACGCAAAAAUGAAGCCCAAUGUGUGUGCUGGCUGUGGGAAGCCCCUCCUCCACGUUAAGCCUAAGAAGACCCAGCAGCCAGGAGACGAGUCUCACGAACUGAGUCAAAAUGAAGACGAUUACACUCGUGGUGCAGGGAAUGUUUGUCAGAAAGUUCGGAUUUUGGAGAAGCCCUUCCCCAAGGGCGCCGUGUUGGUCCAGCAGGAGCAGGCCCGCGGCUGGGGCGGGGCGGAGCUGGCCUUCCUGCAGGUGGACGCCGCUGGGGACGGGAAGCCCUACGAGUGCCGUGAGUGCGGCAAGGCCUUCUGCAAGAAGUCCAAGUUCGUCAUUCACCAGCGGACGCACACGGGCGAGAAGCCCUUCAAGUGCGCGCAGUGCGGCAAGGCCUUCUGCCAGAAGGGCACGCUCACGGUGCACCAGCGGACGCACACGGGCGAGAAGCCCUACGCGUGCGCCGAUUGCGGCAAGACCUUCUACCAGAAGCUGCACCUCAUCCAGCACCAGCGCACGCACUCGGGCGAGCGGCCGUACGCGUGCGGCUGCUGCGGCAAGGCCUUCUGCCAGAAGACGCACCUCACGCAGCACCAGCGCACGCACUCGGGCGAGCGGCCCUACGCCUGCGCCGACUGCGGCAAGACCUUCUCGCAGAAGUCGGCGCUCAACGACCACCAGAAGAUCCACAGCGGCGUGAAGCUCUACAAGUGCGGCGAGUGCGGCAAGUGCUUCUGCCGCAAGUCCACGCUCACCACGCACGCGCGCACGCACACGGGCGAGAAGCCGUACGCGUGCUCAGCGUGCGGCAAGGCCUUCUCCAGGCUGUCCUACCUCAGCGUGCACCACCGCACGCACUCGGGCGAGCGGCCCUACGCCUGCGCCGACUGCGGCAAGACCUUCUACCUCAACUCGGCGCUGCUGCGCCACCAGCGGGUGCACACGGGCGAGAAGCCGUACGCCUGCGCCGACUGCGGCAAGCUCUUCUCGCAGCUGGCCUACCUCACCGUGCACCACCGCACGCACUCGGGCGAGAAGCCCUACGCCUGCAGCGAGUGCGGCAAGACCUUCUACCAGAACUCGGCGCUGUGCCGCCACCGCCGGAUCCACCGCGGCGAGAAGCCCUACGAGUGCUACGUCUGCGGCAAGUUCUUCUCGCAGAUGUCCUACCUCACCAUCCACCACCGCAUCCACUCGGGCGAGAAGCCCUACGCGUGCGGCGAGUGCGGCAAGACCUUCUGCCAGAACUCGGCGCUCAACCGGCACCAGCGGACGCACACGGGCGAGAAGGCCUACGAGUGCUACGAGUGCGGCAAGGCCUUCUCGCAGAUGUCGUACCUCACCAUCCACCACCGCAUCCACUCGGGCGAGAAGCCCUUCGAGUGCAGCGAGUGCGGCAAGGCCUUCUCGCGGAUGUCGUACCUCACCGUGCACUACCGGACGCACUCGGGGGAGAAGCCCUACGAGUGCGCCGACUGCGGGAAGAAGUUCUACCACAAGUCCGCCUUCAACAGCCACCAGAGAGUGCACAGGCGGGGGAGCGGCAGCGUCCUCGAGGUGGGGAGGCUCCUCUCGGGUCAGACUUGACGUGGCCUGGUCAGGGAGCCAGGCACCCCUGCCCGGAGCCCCGGCCUGUCUGCGGGUGACCUUAGCCAAGGAGCCAGCCCGCCGAAACUACUUAGGAGAAGGGCUUCAUCUGUACUGAGCGUGUACGGAUCGCUUCUCGUUAUUCCUUAAGUAGUACAAUAUGAGAACUCUAUACUGCAUUUCUAUGGUAGUCAGCAUUCUAGGAGAUGAAGAUGAGUUAGAGUACAGGGGGCAUUCUGUAGGCCCUACACGUCUGCGCCGACAUUCUACACGGGGACUUAGCCAUCUGCAGACUUUGGUGUCCAGGUGGUCCCAGAACCACACGCCCACAUACCAAAGGAUAUCUCUACCUGAGAGGUCACACGAACGAGCAGGGACAAGUCCGUGUGAAGCAGAUUCGUCAGAAAUUCACAGGGCAGAAACCACGAUUGAAAAAAUACCACAUAGCAGACUCUACAGGAGUGGAAGUACGUGUUUCUCCGUGACUCCAAACUGCUUAUCAGGGAAUUGACUCAAAGACUGGAAAGCACACUCCUUUGGAAACUGCUAAUACUAAGGGACGUUUUGUAAAAACUAAAAGAAGGUAUCUGCUAGAAAUAAGUACACUCUAACUACAGGAUGUCAGAUCGUCAGUCUAGUUAGCCAGGUUUGCCGCACUAAACUGGUAAACAAUUCCCUAGGAACACAGGGCCUGGGGUUUCGUUUUACUGUUUUAAUAACCGUCGCAGAAGCCAUGCGUUCACUUUUAACCAGGCUUGGAAAAGUGUUGCGUUCUUAGUUUGUAACAGGGUAAGAUGACCCGUUUUAACUGAGUUCCCCGUCAUGUUGCUGUCUUAUAUGCACUGUCACUGAAGUAGUAUUUGAAGUUACGAACUAUGCUUUUUCUUACGUUCUUCCUUGGAUUUUAAAAUGUAUUUGGUCAUUAUUACAGGAUUAUAUUCUCUGUAAAGAAGCCAGCUUUUUUUUUUUUCAACUAUAGCAAAGAAGACACAAACAUGUCUAUAAAAUAGAAGAUUCUGAAUAGGUAACUUUUAAGUUAGCCGGAAGUCUCCAAGUGUGAGGAAUAGCUUUAGCACUCACAGUACUCUGUACAACUAAGAACUGUACUUAGGAUAUUCUCAUUUCUGUUUGGGUCACUUAUUUUUUAUGUAGAUAGGUACGUGUGUGUGGAGCACGAGGGCUGGGUGGCGCUGUGUCUGCUAGUGUUGAGCGUUCUCGCUCUGACGUUACUAGGAAGUGAGAACACAGGUAAGAGUGUGGCAGACGUCAUCCGUGGCCACUGCCCCUCCCGCCUUGCUUUGCGAGCAGGCUGAGUUUCCAUUUCUCCUCGACAGAUGGGGGAUGACUCCUGUUACGUUUUAAUUGGUAGGGAUAAUCCCGUCUCGUAGCCUUGGACCCAAGUUUAAAGAGUUAGGAUAUCAAAGAUCAUGUCUUGAAAGGGUCUCCUCAAAGAAGCAGAACCUUGGUGAACAUCUCCUUGUCUGGAUGUGGUGCCUGCUGACGACUCCCAACAAUGGACACGGUUUAACAGCCAUUACAGAAGAAGGACCGGGAAUGACCUCUCGGGGGUCAGGAGCCAGCACGCCCUGUAGGCACUCCUUGUCUGGACUGUGUGUUUUCCUGAGAGACUGUUGGUUUCUAAGCCAGUUGACUUGGGGACAGGUGUUAGGAACGAGACCGGCUACUUGCUGUAGCGCUACACUUUGUAGGAGUUAUGCAGUUCAGAAGCGGACUUCAGGCAAAUCCUUUAUUUUGAUGCGUUAAUAGAGAGAUUUAUUGUCUGUAAAUUUGUAAAUCUGAGCAUUGAAAAUGAACUUGAAACAAAUGUGUAUGCUUCCUGGA